ACGUAAAUAUGAAUGUAAAAAAAUAUUUUGUUGUUGUUUGUGGUCCAAGAUUUUUGAAUUUCGAAAUCUUACUUAAAGGCGGGAAAUAAUUUCUGAGGCACCAAAACCAGCUAGCGUUUUCGUCUCUGCUUGCUGCUAAGCAUCGGGAAAAUUGUUAAAUUUAUUAACAGUUCAAUAAUUUGUAAUAAACUUCUUUUUAAUAAUUGAAAAUGACUACCAAAAAGAGUGUCAAGUCCAAAUUCGUCGCUGAUGAUAUAAGCGACUUCUUAAACGAAUCACAUUUUAUGAAAGAAUCCCCAACGGCUAAAAAACCCAUAAAACGUAAUAAAACCGUAUGUGCUGAAAAUUCAGCGGAAAAAAUUUAUUCAAAAAAGAGAUCACUCCAAGAAACUGAAACAAAUGGUGAAGCAAGGCAAAAGUUAUUAAAUACCAUGAAUCGCCAAAUGGAGUCAAGAAAUGAACUAUGUGAAAACUUGCACAAAAACCUAUCUGAAGUAAUAGCUCAACAUGAAGCUGAUUAUAAUGCAAUGAAAGAGAAUGAACAAAAGUUUGAGCAUAUCACCAAUUCCUUUAUGAAAUGUAUGCAACAAGCAACUGCUGCUCAUAAACAAAAACUUAAAGCAUUUAAAGAGAUACAUGCUGCUUUCAAAAAACAAUAUGAAGAUUUAGAUGGAGUACAUAAAAUGGAAAUAUCCAAAUUAGGGGACGAAAUACAUGAAGAUAUUGAAAAUUUAAAACAAAAACUGAUUACUGAGACAAGGAGGAAUGGAUGGGAGUCAAUGCGCAGAUCAUUAUUCCAAGCAAUGCAAAAUGAUAAUAUGAUUUAAAUAUUUCUUUAAUACACUAAUUCCUCAUUUUUAUUUGCUUAUAUUUAAUAAUAUAUGUUUGUAAAAUGUCUUAAAUAAAUAGUUUCUCUUAUAAA
Molecule: messenger RNA, 922 nt
Organism: Leptidea sinapis
Lineage: Eukaryota; Metazoa; Arthropoda; Insecta; Lepidoptera; Pieridae
Exons: 3
Coding region: 210-827 (205 amino acids)
Biological process (GO): spermatid development; meiotic cell cycle
Cellular component (GO): synaptonemal complex
Source: RefSeq, a predicted model, not a curated record